Falco peregrinus (peregrine falcon) is the source of this 3305-nucleotide messenger RNA. RefSeq names its product caveolae associated protein 4 (gene CAVIN4). The record is from RefSeq and is a predicted model, not a curated record. The coding region runs from base 440 to 1507 and encodes 355 amino acids. Gene Ontology annotation, biological process: regulation of gene expression. Lineage: Eukaryota; Metazoa; Chordata; Aves; Falconiformes; Falconidae. The transcript is spliced from 2 exons. Gene Ontology annotation, cellular component: caveola; cytoplasm.
GGAAAAAACAACCGUGUUAAUUUUCCUGACCGCUCUUUGAAUUCCCUUGGAGGAAAGCACUCCAGUAACACAAAAAUGAAAGUAGAUCAUUAAAAAUAUGCAAGUUUGCUUUCCUGCCUAAUUAGUAAGUUACUUAACUUUCUUGGAUUAACACUAAUAACUUCAUCAGUACAGAAGCGUGACCCUUUAAACGUAUGUUCCUUUCCAGAUAUUGCUUCCUAAUUUUAGGGGUUUCAUGUUGCUGAAAGUAUCCAAACAAACAUGUGUGGAUAUUUUAUAGUCAGAAGUAUUUGACUAAGCUCCAGGAGUGGUGUUUCACACCCUACUUUGAGCAUCGCCGGAGCCAGCUGUCACCCUCGGUCCCUGCAGCAGCGCCAGAAUCGUUCUGGCAGGAUCACUGAAACUUCGCCUCCCACCAACCUGGCCGAAGGCAGGCAAAAUGGAUCGCCGUGAAAUCACCUUGGAGGCUGACAAAACCCACCAAAAUCGUCUCUCCGGUGUCACUGAGGAGGAAGAAGAGCAAGAUGCAGCUUACACGAUUGUGACAGUCCUGGACAAAGUGGCCAACAUUGUGGACAGUGUGCAGGCAAGCCAGAAAAGGAUAGAGGAGAGGCACAGGGAAAUGGAAAACACCAUCAAGACUAUACAGAUUGACAUUUUAAAGCUCGCCCAGGCUCAUGGCAAUACAGGCUACACAGUGAACAAGUUGCUGGAGAAAACCCGCAAAGUCAGCUCCACCGUGAAGGAGGUGCGGGCACGAGUGGAGAGGCAGAGCGCCAGCGUGAGGAAGGUGGAAGCGAAACAAGAGGAGAUGCUGAGAAAAAACAAAUUCCGGGUUGUAAUCUAUCAGGAGGAAACCGAGUGUCCUUCAUCUCUCUCUGUUAUCAAAGAGAAGACAGCAGGUGAAACUUUAGAGGAUGAUUUCUUCCCACCUGAUGAUCUGUCUUCUGAUGAAGAAUAUUACAUCGAAGAAAGCAAAGCAACCCAGUUCAAGAAAUCAGGCAUGAGGCGCAUAGAUGAUAUCAAAAAGGCAUUUUCAAGGGAAAAUAUCCAAAAGACGAGACAAAAUUUUGGCAAGAAGGUAAACAGGCUUCGAACUAGAAUAGUGACCCCUGAGAGGAGAGAGAGGAUCAGGCAGUCAGGAGAGAGACUGAAACAAUCUGGGAUAAGGAUCAAGAAAACCAUUUCACAAGCUGCCCCAACGGUGGAGACAUUCAAGAUCCAUAAAAAAAAUAAAGAACGAACAGGAGCUGAAGGUCAGGAGGGGAUCCAGGAAGCCGGUGUGCACAUCGCCUCAGAGCUCGCAGCAGCAGAGCCCUUCACUGAAGAAAUUUCUUAUACAGAAGUGAUCACUAAGGUAAAGAAAGAUAAGAAUAGUGCAACAAAAAGUGCUUCCCAGUCAACUGAAAAAGGAGUGACAAUCCCAGAAGUUGUUCUUAAGCAGGAAGGAAAAGAAGGAGGAGGAGGUGACGAUGUCCCUUUGCUGGACUUAAAGCAAUCGGUGUAAAGAAUCCAUUAGCAAACACACCAUUCUAUCAUUACUGAACAAGAGAUAACUCAGCUUUAGAAAAAUGUGUGAAUUUGUGUUAUACCACAAAACACGUGUUGGUGUUGUUCUGUCACUUACGUGGGUGUCUGUAGUGUUGUCUUCCUGACAAAAGCCAAGCCAUGUAAAGUGAAUGAAGUGGCUCCCCCGCUCCCCCGUCUUGCAGUAUGCCGAUAGCCAUUGUUAACCCAAAUGGAACUUGCAUGCCGAAGGGAGAUGGAAAUCUGAAUUUUCAGUGAUGUAGCAGUCACUUUACAGCCUGAUCACUCUCUUUACUUUUAUGUACAAUAGUAUAAAAAUUAUUUCUGUUAUCUUAUACUGACUCCUGUAAUCAGAAAACAGUAACAAAGCUAUUACUUCGUAUUAGCGAAAGGAAGAACUGUGGAAAGUGUCCAUUUAGCUAUACAAAUCUUAUCAUUUAAGGGCCCUCGCUGAAACAGCAGGAGGAGGAAACUCCUGCUUUAUGCAGGGUGUGACAGAAUGUGGUAGGAAUGAUAGGUUUUUGAGUAACUGUGUUUCUUCUUAGUGGAAAAGAGAAGCCCCUGAAAUGACUAAAGAUUAUUUCCAGAGAGAUGGAAGAGGAAGGUUUGAUGCACAUAAGCAAUGCAUUUGCUGCACUUAUGGAGUAAAAAUAAAAACCCAGAAGACACAUUAAAUAUGGAAUAGCAGGAGAAAAAAAGAAUGAGGUAUCGUAUUCAUGUUUUGGAAUGAUGAGAUUGUGAGAAAGGUAUGAAGCAGUAAAAGAGGAAUAAGAUUAAUGCAUGGGUUCUGGAUAAAUAAAGGAAAGAAUUAGAAUACUGUGACUGAAAUUUCCUUGAGAUCUUUUAAAGAAUUGUUACUUAUAGGGCUCGUGAACAUAACUGACCAGACAAAGGAAUCGUUUUGUUUUCCAUUCUCCGUGCUUGCUCUGAUGAUCACUGCGAUUAAAAUAUAUUCUACAAAGUCGCUGAAGUACAGGGCCAAUCCAUAACCCAAUUCUUUGUAUCCUAUUAUCAUCGUUAUCAACUAGCCACAGCCUCAGGGAUUAUGAGACAGACACCCUCUAGAGUAUGGAAUGCUGUUUAUUUGCAACACUUGGGAGCCAGCGCCCUGACAUCAGAUAUGUUUGUAAACAUGACCGCCACGCUGACAUGGGGUGCAGGACUGCAUUGCUGUCUUCAUUUUUAAACGGAGUUGCCUUCAAAGCACUUACCUAAAGCAACGUUAGUCAUUACUAUCUGUGUGAAACCUGUACAACAUUGCUAAAAGCUGUAUGAUUGUAUUUAAUAUCUCAGAUAUUGGUUAUCUAUAUACAUUGUUUGAGGACUCCCAGCUAAUUGUUAAUAAUUUAAAUAUAAUUAGUUUGACUUCAAAUAUUCUGCUUGCCAGUUCUUUCAUUUAGUCUGGUGUACAUCACAUUUGAAGCGAAACAGCUUUAGCAAUAGCAACUAGGGAACACUGGUUGGGGAAGGUCAAUGCUAUACUCUGUCAGUGACAUUUCAAAUCAAAUUAAGGUUGUCAGGUUGGAAGCAGCAACUCCACUGCAAGGGCAGGACAGGGCAAGAGAGAGAGACAGGGAGAGGAAGACAUUUCUUUCAACAGUAAAUUGUACAUCUCCACUGUAAUUAGAUGCAAAAAGAAAGAAAGGUUAUGCUUAUAGGAUAGACUGAAGGUUUUGAUUUGUUGGUUCCUUACUAGUUGUAGGAAGUCUUUCCUGGAACCAGGUGAUUGUAUAUUCAUCUUCCAGUUCCAUAUAAAACUGUAGCUAUCUUCAGUGAAA